Messenger RNA from Salvelinus namaycush (lake trout), 4485 nucleotides. RefSeq names its product microtubule associated tumor suppressor 1a (gene mtus1a). The transcript has 12 exons. The record is from RefSeq and is a predicted model, not a curated record. NCBI's taxonomy places the organism in Eukaryota, Metazoa, Chordata, Actinopteri, Salmoniformes, Salmonidae. Gene Ontology annotation, cellular component: nucleus; cytoplasm. Bases 1451 to 2794 code for a protein of 447 amino acids. Gene Ontology annotation, molecular function: microtubule binding.
GUGGAUUUUCAGAUUUGAGGUAAAUAAUACUUUUUUUCCCUAUGAUACAGUGGCUGACUUUACUGCAACAGUAAAGGGCCUUGUUCAAUCUUCAACAGACUCCUCUAAAUGGUCAUGCUUCAGUGGUAGUCAGCCUGGUUGCAGUGCACAAUCUCACCAUGAGAGGGCAACCUUUCCUGUUGCUGAUGACCAGAGCUUGUGCCUUGACCCCACAGGAAUAACAUGGAUACAGAUGUCACGUAGCUCCCCUGCUCAGCUCAGGACCCAGAGAUAAACACCCCACCCCCACACUCUACCGCUCCUAUGAGCAGCAUGAAGGGAGAGCGUAGAGACAGUCCCAGGGUAAGAGGAGAGAGGUGGGAUUCUCCCUCUGAUGGGAAGCCAGCUGUGCUACUAGAACAAGCAGAGGAAGGAAAGGGAGGUUUUUAAAGCUCAGCGCUGCUGUGAAAGCCACAGAACACAAUGUCUGUGAAACCAACUCCCUUACAGGAGCCUAGUAGAUCUGUAGUGGUGUUUCAGGCUCUGCUCUGUAUGUGGCAAAGGGACUCCUGGUGCUGUUUAUGGUGAAGGUGCAGAAAAAUGAGUAACCAUGAGGAUAGGUGCCACACAAUUUGUCUCUCAGCUUUGUGCUCUUAUUUGACACCAGUCAUUCAUGUAACCUGCUUAUGUAACUCCAUCAGAGGGGUAUUGGGUGGUGUAACAGGCCUGAUGUGGAGCUAGGCCAAGCCUGUGUCUGCUAUACAACCUGCUUAGGGCAAUUAUUAUAUUUCCACCAGUGCUCUGAUCUGGCAUGAACAAAAGUCAGCUCUGCCUUGACCAUGGCUCAUAACAGCUGAUCUCUGACCAGUUACCAGAUGGACUACUGAACACAAGGACUGGGGCACUUUGAGUUCAGUUGAAAUGUUGUUUGUGUAUUGUGGUGCAGCCUUAUGAAAACAUGUUGGAGCAGAAUAUGUGGUUACUCUCUGCAGGAUUUCUUUAUUUACACUUAUGCCUCUGAUUUCUGUGUCUCAAUGCUGAUAUCUGUCAUAUAGGUCAUCAGAGGUCCCAGACAACAGAGGGACUGCCUGUUGGAACCUCCUCAGCCAACGGCAGCACUAAGCCCCCAGUGACUGGUUCCAGACUCCCCCAGGCCUCUGGUCACACCCUGGCUGUGGGCUCCAGCCAGCCCUCAACUGCUGCCUCCUCCUCCAGACUGCCCUACAAGUCCCAGGGUGUCUCCAAGAGCAUCCCUUCCAAGGCCAGUGUACACAAUGAGCACAGUGGCAGCACAGGAAAUGCACAAGUUUCUGCAGGAGUAGCCCAGGUGUCUGUGGGAAGACCAGCCUCAUGCAAGACCACAGUGUUAAAAGCUAGACUCCUCUCACACCCAGGGAGUAACAUUGGACCUGCAGGAUGCAAAACUACAGAGUCGACCAGUCGGCUGCCCUCAAGGUCCAGAGCCAGUCCUAUGAAAAGAACUGCUUCAUCAAGACUUCUUCGUCCUGCCGCUGUAUUACCUGUGGACAAGAACAGACAGAGGGCGACACCACGGAGCCAGCCACAGCCUCAACAGCAGUCACCAGCGCCACUGCCGCCCCAGAGGGAUGGGCAUCCAGACCUGGUGCUGGCGGAGGGCAGGGCGGGGGGCAUGGAGAGCUACCGGGCACCGUGUGAGAGGAAGAACCAGAGCCUCCAGCAGCUCCAGGGACUCCUGGCCGCAAGUAACUGCAAAUUUGAGGCCAUUGUGGUGGUGCUGCAGCAGACCCUGGCAGAGCAUGAUGAGGUCAUUAAGCAGCGCAGGGACCUGUCCCAGGAACUGAUGACCUUGAAGGGAGAGCUCGUGAACUCGGCCCGCUCGUGUGAGUUGUUGGAGCGGGAGAAGGAUGAGGUGUGUGGGGCAUUGGAGGGCGUGCUACAGACAAUGCAGGAGCAGCACCACACAGAGCUGGCCCAGCUGGAGGAGAGGCUCAGGGUGUUCUACCAGGCCGAGUGGGACAAUAUCCACCUGACCUACCAGGAGGAGGCAGACCGGUGCAAGGCCCUCAUGGAGCAGCAGAUGACGGAGUUGAGAGCCAGCCACGAGGCUGUGACGUUAGAGCUGGAGGCCAGCCACUCUGAACAGAUCCAAGCGGUUAAACAGCAGUAUGAAGAAUCUCUAAAAGAGUUCCGUCAAGCUCAUGAGCGGGAGCUGCAGACAUUGGACAAAAAACUGAAGGAGGCUGGAGCCACUUUAUCUAUUCAGAUUCAGGAGCUCACCGAGGAGAACACAACCCUGAACCACAGGAUAAAGGCAGAGGAGGACCAGAGAAGGGAGCUGGCUGAGAGAAGUCAGAAGGACUCCCACACCCUGUAUCUGGAACAGGAACUGGAGAGCCUCAAAGUAGUGCUGGAUAUCAAGAACAAACAGCUGCACCAACAGGACCACAAACUGAUGCAGAUGGACAAACUGACGGAGAAAAGCGUUAAGCUGGACGAAUGCCUUAAAAAAGUCCAGCAGGAGAAUGAGGAUCUGAAAGCCCGCAUGGACAGACAUGCUGCUCUGUCGAGACAACUGUCCACAGAGCAGGCGGUGCUGCAGGACUCUCUCCACAAGGAAUCAAAGGUGAACAAGCGUCUGUCUAUGGAGAAUGAGGAGCUCAUCUGGAAGUUGCACAACGGGGACCCGAGCAGCCCCCACAAGAUGUCCCCCACCUCCCCCUCCCACCAUUCCCUCGGCCUCCAAUCACCUCGCAGCUCUGCAGUCUUCACCAGCCCCAUCAAAUCACCUCGCAGCUCUGCCGUCUUCUCCAGCCCUCCCGUCUCACCCAGAUAACAGCAGCCCACCGCUUCCGGGAUGCAGACUCUCUCUUUCUCUCCUCUGAUUGGACUGGGUCCAGGAAGCAGCCUCUCUCGCGCCUUUCUGUUUGGACCGAGUCAUCCCUCCGUACUUAAGAGCUAUAUUAGCUGACCGGGAUUGACGCAUGUCAUCCAGAGAUGGCUACAAUAUCCCUGAAUGGCUCUACUUUCUGUUGACACACUUACUACAGAUCAAUGACUCUAUGAGAAAAGACUGUUGCACAGAAGCACUUACUGAGUGAGACCGCCUCUUGUUCUCUCUGCCUUGUCUGUUAUUAUAGGACAUCUGCCAUAGGGUUAGGGUUAUUAUAGGACAUCAGAGGGUUAGGGUUAUUAUAGGACAUCAGAGGGUUAGGGUUAUUAUAGGACAUCAGAGGGUUAGGGUUAUUAUAGGACAUCAGAGGGUUAGGGUUAUUAUAGGACAUCAGAGGGUUAUUAUAGGACAGAGUGUUAUUAUAGGACAUCAGAGGGUUAUUAUAGGACAGAGUGUUAUUAUAGGACAUCAGAGGGUUAUUAUAGGACAUCAGAGGGUUAUUAUAGGACAGAGUGUUAUUAUAGGACAUCAGAGGGUUAGGGUUAUUAUAGGACAUCAGAGGGUUAGGGUUAUUAUAGGACAUCAGAGGGUUAGGGUUAUUAUAGGACAUCAGAGGGUUAUUAUAGGACAGAGUGUUAUUAUAGGACAUCAGAGGGUUAUUAUAGGACAGAGUGUUAUAGGACAUCAGAGGGUUAGGGUUAUUAUAGGACAGAGGGUUAGGGUUAUUAUAGGACAUCUCAGGACUAUAUAAUGAGACACUAUUUUUGUUACUCUUUCUCGUGGUCAGCAAAAGCGUGUUGCUGGUUUUCCCUCUGAAGACACACACCAGUGCUAUGGGAAGGAGUGCUGUGGUGCUGGUGACCAAAGGCAGACCUGUGUGUUGACUGACUGGGAAUAUGCUCUGCUCUGCUCCUGUCUGUCAUAAUAUUGCUAUGAGAAUCAGCACGGCUAGGAAUCCAAAAAUAACAUUGAAUCUCCUCCUUUGAUUUGAAAAUCAAACAUGAAUCCUGUAAUCUGUAUAUUAAUUGAUGAAAAUUAGGUAAACAUAAACCCUUGUACAACACAUACUACUCAAUACCAUUGUGUUCACUCCUCAUAGAUCAUUCAUGAAAGCUUUCACUGCAGGAACGUCGCUUUCAGUGAUGCAUGCACCACAAGCUACAUGCAAUUAUCUUCAUAAAUUGGAUAUUAGCAAUCAUUUCUGGGGUAUUUAAAAGGUUAAUGGCGUUUCCAUGGUAAUUAAUGGGCGUCCUGCGCUUACGAACUACUUUUUUCUGUUAUUACCCGUCUACAGGUUAUAUAGACCUCUAACUGUUCAGUUUGGUUUCCUGACGGCUCAAAGCUGUGUUUUUAAUGUUGGUUGGUUUGUUUGACCAUGGGACCAAUUCAAAUAAAUGUUUGUGCAUGUUUGACGACCUGUUAUCUAGCACCCCUCCCUCAUGCAAUCCUCCUACUACAGCUUUAAAAUGGGGGGUCUUUAAAAAGAUGUCACUAAGGUUAAAAUGCGAAGAGAAGCUAAGCGUGAUGGACGUGUCUUGGAUAUGUCACAAAUUAGUACCUGUUUGGAUGUGGAGAUUACUGGUGUUGAAAAAAACUGUUUAAUAUAUGCAAUUAAUAAAGUCAUAUUAUGAAAU